Molecule: messenger RNA, 921 nt
Organism: Dermacentor andersoni
Lineage: Eukaryota; Metazoa; Arthropoda; Arachnida; Ixodida; Ixodidae
Source: RefSeq, a predicted model, not a curated record
AUGACCUCCGGAGCAGGUGAAGACGACGGCUCACGUGCUGGCAACGAGUCGAAGCCGUACAGUUUUGGCUACGACAUCACCGACGAAUUCGGCAAUCGACUGUUCCACAACGAGCAGUCAGACAACAGGAACGCCAGGACCGGUACAUACGGCUACCGCAACAUCAAUGGCCUCUUCCGCACGGUGUCAUAUGUGGCUGACGCUGAUGGAUACCGCGCUACCAUUGACACCAACGAGCCUGGAACAGCCUCUGGAGCUAGCGCCGACGCCGUCUUCAAUGCCAAUCCAGUGGCCGCACCACCCACCGCUCCUCGGCCUGGAGGCUACACUAGGCCUGUAAACAAUGGUCCUGCAUACAUUCGUCCUGCAGCUCCAUUCAACGUUCGCGGCCCUGGACGCUACACGGGCAGCUACGCUGGCGGAUAUGGCGGCGGGCUUAGAGGCCCAUAUGGUGGAGUGUCCGGUGGCGGAUACCGUGGUGGCUUCGGCGGGGUAUACAGUGGGGGCUAUGGCAGUAGAUACAGCGGUAGUUAUGGUUCUGGGUAUGGAGGCAGACCCAUGGGCGGUUAUGCUGGUGGAAAUGGUAUUGUGUACCCAGGCAGGUAUCGGGCAGUAUUCGGAAGGGAUAAUAGCGGAGCAUACCGGGGAGCCGCUACACCAAAUUUUGGCUACGGCGGUGCUGGCUACAAAGCUGGCAACGGCGGAGCUGGCUAUGGAGUUACAUAUAUUGGAACUGGCAACGAAGCUGGCUACAGAGCUGGCUACACUGGCGGCCAUCGCCGAGGUCAUUUCGGAGCCGGACAUAGCGGUGGAUACGCUUCUUCUUCAGCCUUUCUAGCUCGACAACAUGGACUGCAUAGUCAUCACGGAUUUCUUGGCCACCAUGGAUACAGAGGUGGUUACAAAGCAGCAUCUUCUUAG